CCUUAUCCAUGUGACGUCAGUCGGUGCCCUAAAAAAUGGCGGAGUCGGAGGAGGAGGUGGACGUCUUGGUCCAAAGAGUUGUCAAAGACAUCACUAACGCAUUCAAGAGGAAUCCCAACAUUGAUGAGAUUGGUGUGAUUCCAUGUCCAGAGGCCCGCUGCAACCGCAGUCCCAUUGUGUUGGUGGAAAACAAGCUGGGUGUUGAGAGCUGGUGUGUCAAGUUUCUGCUGCCAUAUGUCCACAACAAGUUGCUGCUCUACCGCCAACGCAAACACUGGUUAGACAGGGAAGCUUUAGUGGAUAUCACCUGCACUCUGUUGCUGCUCAACCCAGACUUUACCACCGCAUGGAAUGUCAGAAAGGAACUGUUGCAGUGUGGGGUUCUUAACCCAGAGAAGGACCUCUACCUGGGCCAGCUGGCCCUCACCAAAUUCCCCAAGAGCCCAGAGACGUGGAUACACAGACGCUGGGUGCUGCAGCAGAUCCUGGAUCAGUUCCUUGCUGUGAGCCACAAUAAGACUCAGGAGCAGCAGGGUGAAGCAGAGCAGCCAAAUGCAGACAGCAGCCGACAGCUCAGUGACCAUCUGACCAGGACUCUCCACCAAGAGAUGAGGGUAUGCUCUGAUGCUGCCUGCCGCUAUCCCAGCAACUACAAUGCCUGGUCCCACCGCAUCUGGGUGCUGCAGCACAUGGCCAAAGGCAAUGGCAAAGUUUUCCAUGAUGAGCUGUCUUCUAUGCGCCUGUGGGUGUCCAUGCAUGUGUCGGACCACAGUGGCUUUCACUACCGCCAGUUCCUACUCAAGGAGCUGAUCACUGAGCACUACCAGACUUCAGCUUCCGCCACCAUCAACGGUUCAUCCCAGCACUGGUCCAGCACAUUACCCAGUAGCGGUCCCCACCAGCACAGCUGCAGUCAAACUAAUGGGGAGCUGUCAGGAGCAGAGGCAGCUAAUGAGGAUGACAGACAGCUGAGCUUCACCACAGUCCUUCAGCUUUUUCAACAAGAGAUAGAACUGUGCUCAGACCUGAUUCAGUCCUUUCCUGGACACGAAACGCUCUGGAGUCACAGGCGACAUGUCUUCUACUUGUUGAACCAGUGGAGGAGGGAGCAUCAGUGCAGUAGCAGAGGAGACAACAACUCAAUUCACCUCAAUGACUGUGAUCCAGGCAUGUCGGAGGUCAGCCCUCAGAGCUAUGCAGGCCGGGAGGAGAGUGUGAAUGGGCAGAACCAUGCUAGUGAACCUAUGGAGCUAGACAGGGUGUCCUUGCCAAACCCGCAUGACAGCAAGCGACUGAAGAGAGGCGUCCUGCUGCCCGGCACCCCCACCCUGACCUCUGAGCACAGCUUCGUAAACAGUAUUUUGGACAGCUGCUGUAAUCCUGAGCAGAGACGCUUCGCCGUGGCAUACAAGAAGUGGUUAGACACCGUUAUUGGCCUGCAGUCUUGAGAGAGAGAGAACAGCUGGCCCCAUCCUUUCUCAACACUCAAGUUGCCUUUAGACUUAGUUUUAGGAUCAGCUUACCUUCCUAUAGUACUGACUUAAGUUAAUCGUACUUUAAAUGCAGUGGUGACUUCAGAAACCAGUCAUGGGGCAGCCUAUUUACUGUUCUAUCCUCUUGACAGUAGGUAGAGAGGAUGAGGAUCUUUUCCCUCACAAAUAUCUGGAUUCUCUUGAGCUUCAUCUGAGCCAGUUCCCUUCAGAAUGGAAAUCUGCCCACUGUGCGUCUGUUAGUAGAUUGUUCUCUUAUUUCAGGUGUUUCAAUGCCGAAGAUGGAUUUCCCACAUUUUAUUUUAUUGCCAGCAGGUGUUCAUCUGCACUCCUUAAUUUUUGUUCAAGUAUUUCAGCAGAGAAAUUAACUGAAGCUGCCACAGAUGUAAGAACAAUGUCAGAGGUGAGAGCAGAACAGAUUUUACACUGUUUGACCUAUUAAAAUAAAAUUGUUGGACAAGAGUGGACAAGACAUUCUGAAAUGCAGUAUAAAAGAAGGAAUAGGAUGCAAAAUGGUUUAAUAAAGUGUUAGAACUUAUUCCCUCCUUUUUACAAAUCUAGUAUCCCAGGUAGUAGCCACUCUUUAAAGAAAAGUUACAUGUACAAGUGUCAGAGAAAAAUGCAAUUAUGAAAUAAAGCUAUAUUUUUAAAAGGGCUUUGAAUAAUAUAACUAUAAUGAAGGAAAAAGUAAAUUCUAUAAAGUUGUUGCUAUCAAAGUCAGCAAAUAUAGUUCAAAAUAAAAAGUUAUGUUUCAAUUAUCUGUACUUUAUUAUUUGCCCUCUGAAUUGCAAGCAGUGUCUGGGCAUCUUAUGCUCCUGUCAUAAUUUUUCUUACUGUGGCUCAUGCAAUAUAAAGUCCUACACCUCAAUAGUAACAGCACAACCAGGGCUAGAAGUAGAGAAAACUCAGAAAUGUCUUUAGUACUGUUUGACCUAAUUAGAACAUCAACCUACUGUGCAUUUUUCACACCCUGUACAUUUUGUACAUUUAUCGUAUUGUGCAAGUAUGUCUUAUUUUCUUCUCGGCCUCUAAUAUGUUUCUUUGUUUCCUCUCUGCUCUGUUUAAGCAAUCUGCAGUUUGCCUGAAAACUCUCGGAGUGCAGAAAUUUCUUUUAUAGGAAUCUGAUGCUAACAGUUUAUUUCUGUAGAAACUUUAAUUGAUGAAUUUAGAAUAAAGUGAUUUUUUUUGGUGAAAUAUCCCAAUUUUAAGCAUAGGUUUGGAGAAUUUUCCCAAUGUCACACCUGAUAUGUUCAAAGAAUGUAUAAAAAGAAUCAAUUUUUUAACCUAACACUAAAGGCAAUAAGGUAUUUUAAGUAUCGGCCCUUUUAGAGCUAAUUAUAUCAAUUUGAAAUUGAAAAUGAAUGACCAUUACACUGAUUAUACUGUCUUUCUGACAUUCUUGAAAAACUUUCUAUAACCUAUGUUUAUGCCACUUUUGAUGAAUGUCUUAAAAUUCAGUCAGCCUUCCUUGGUUAAUAGUAGGUUUGAAGCACAGCCAGACUCUUUUUUUUUUUCUCUAUGGUUUAUUAGAUUUCCAUUCUGAAGGUGGUAACAUUUCUUUUAACCAUGCCAUUUUCUCUUUCUCUUUUCUUUUCCUGAUCCUUUGCUACUUCCCGGUUGGGUUCUAUAUGAUUUUAGUAGUAAAUCUGUUCAGUAUGUUCUAACUAUGUAGCUGAGUGAAAUGUUACAGCAACGGAAAGCUCUGUGAACAAGUCAAACUUGGGAGUCUUACAGCCUGAAGCACUUAAAUACAUGUGCAGAGAAAUAUCAGCUUUACCACUUCAGCAGCACAGAUGUUUGACGUUGAAAGACAGAUCGCUGGGGAAUUGAGUUCCCUAAAUAUUAACUGGUGCUACAAACUGAUGUUACUACAACUACUUUAUCUGUUACAGGUGUAUAGUGUACAACAGGUCAAAAUUUAAGAGCGCUAUAAAUUAUGUAGUGAUAAUAAUCAGUUAUUGUUUUGUGUAGUGUCAUUGCUAAACAACUACAUGAAAAAAUGCUUUUUUAAGUAUCUGUUAUUUUGCCCUAUAACUUCCCUUAAGCAUUUUAUGGAUAAGAUGACAUUACAGACUCUGUUGUUUGUUUCCCAAAAGCAUCAAAUCCGAGAGAUUAGAAAUAAUCACGAGGGCUUCCUAUACACUUGUUGGAGGCACCUAGAACACAAGAUUUCAAGAAUGUUUGGAAGUAGGGCUUCAUCUUAUAUUUGUCCACCGCUGACAUGACAAUAUUUUCAAUAGAUACAUCACAGGAAGAGUGAUGUAAAGUAAAUUAAACACAUCCUGCUGCAACUUUUUUGCUGCUUGAUACAAAAAAAAAACUCCCACAGUUCUUAUGUUCCACGACUAAUCUAGAGAUCUGUCUUAUCGAACAUAGUUUACACCGAUUUAAGGGUUCUUGAAAACCCUGAGUUUCAAAUGAACAAUGUAUUCACAAGGCAGAGUUUGCAUAGACGUGUAGUUUUCACAUGUGCAGUGCAAAAUGAUUGACAGGAAAGAAGAACAGCAGAAAAACACUGAGAAGAUUUGGUUGCAAAAAAAAAUGCAACUGUGGUGUAUGGCAAUGUUUUGGCCACAUAAAGAAUGAAAAACGGACAAAAUAUUCCAACGAUUGUCCAAUUGAUCUGACAGUUUCUGACAUCAGUCGUCAUCUAUCCUCAAUAUGACAUGUACAUUUUGUUGAAAUUUAAAGGAACCAGCACUCUUCAAUUCUAGGAUUAAUGUGAGAGUAAAAUCUGACUUGAGCAGGAACGGAAUUCAUCAAGAUUUACUUUCUUAAACAUCCACCUGGUGAAAUGUUUUACUGAAGGCAGCAAGUUGAACGCUAUAGCCUGUUUAUUGCACAAGUUUUGUUUUCGCACUGAAAAAUUCCAAGUAUAAAACACUUCUUUGAACACUUUAACACUUGUUUUGUGAUGGAUGUAUUUUUAAUAGAUAAAAGGGCUUAUAGCCAGUUUGUGUAAAAUGUUUUUUAGCCCAUUUCAGCACAGUAAUCAUCUGGUCUUAAUGCACAUAUUCAUACUUACGCGCAGUAGAAAUUUAAGAGUCUACUUUCACAUAGAAGACAGUUAUGACUCUCAAGAUCAAUCAUUUUUGGGUUAACUGACCGCUAGCUAGGUAUCAGUAGACCCAGCUGCUUUGUCAUUACUACAUAAAAAUAGAGGUAACAACAGUAGGGUUACAAUUCACAUCAUGUCUUUGUUAAGGAAUAAUUUGGAGCACUCCUUUGAAGUCGUUACUUGCUGAAUCUGCACAGUCCAUCCCGUCAGUUAUACAAGCGCAUCUCAUAUAAAUAGAACAUGGUGGAAAAGGUUCAAUAUUUUCAUCAGACAUUGCUCAAAGUGAAAAACAUAUAUACUCUAGGAUCAGUACACAUAAAAUCAAUCUCAUAAUAUUCAAAGGAUCAACACAGAUCAAUUAUAAAAAGAUUAAAGGAUUUAUAAUUGCAAAAAUACCCAAAUUCUGAAAAGUUCUUCAGUAGACAGAAGCAUGUAGUGCUCCAAACUCUGCUUGUAGCCAGCUGCGCUGAUUUUGGACCUGAUUAUUCAUGGUGACCAACAACAGCAGAUGACAUGGCACCAAGAUCAUCACUGACUGGCAACGUCUCACUGGACUGAAAGCAUCUUUGAUCCUGUGGCUCUCCACUCUUCCUCCAAACUCUGGGACCUUCAUUUCCAAAAGAAAUGCAAAAUUUACUUUACACCUGAAAAGAGGACUUGGGAUCACUUAGCAACACUCCAGUUCUUUCUCUGCUUAACCCAGGUAAGAUGCUUCUGAUGUUGUUUGGUGUUCAGGAUUGACUUUACAAUAAGAAGAGGACACUUGUAGCCCAUUUCCCGGACUCGUCUGUUAUGGUAGCUCUGGAUGCGCUGGUCCCAGCUUCAGUUUGCUGCUUGUCAAUCUCUUCCACAUUCUGGAAUCUGCUUUUCUUGACUAUCCUGUCAGGUCUGCAGUCAUCCCUUUUAUUUGUGCAUCUUCUCCUACCACACUUUUUUACUUCCAGUUAUCUUCCAUUAAUAUAUGAACAGCCAGCCCUUUCAGCAAUGUACUUCUGAGUUUUACCCUCCUUGUGAAGGGUGUCAGUGAUUGUCUUCUGGACAGCUGUCAAGUCAGCAGUCUGUACUGAACCAGACUGAGAAGUUAAAGGCUGUUUGCAGAUAUUGUCAGUUAAUUAGCUGAUUAGACCACUUGUAUGUAGGUGUACUUGAUUGACAUCUCUGUGGCCCUCUUUGCAGUAUUCUUAUAUUUUGCGAUAUAUUUUGGAGGGGGUGGGUAUGAGCUGCAAGCUGUUCUCAUCAAAGUUAAAACAAAUGAAAAUUUCAAAUGUUUAAGUCUAUGUGUUCUGAGUUUACUAUAUGCAUAUAUAAAAAAAUCACUUUGAGCAAUGUCUUGUGAAAAAUGUAGAACUUUUUCCACCAUAUUCUAAUUUUAUGAGAUAUAAUUGCAUAGAAAGUGAAAAUAGUAGCUCCUCCUGCUAUAGUGUCCUCUCUACUGACAAAAGAAAUAAGAAUGGUAUUCUUAAAUUUGUGUCUAACAGAUCUGUCUGACCUAUAUUCCUCAAAAAAUAUAAUGGCCUGCAGUUUGAAGAGACUUCAUCUUUUCUCCAAGGAUGUUAUGGAAUGUUGUUCCCAGUUUUUCAGGGCACAAAAGUAUUCACACUGUAUGCUAUGUGGUCACAUGUAUUCCUUAUCACAUCACAAAUGUGGCAGGAACAUAAAUGUUGGGUCUUUGAUGCAGUUUGGGUGUUGUCACCUCCGUAUACAGUGGUUUGAGAUUAAAAGGAAAUUUUUAUCUGAGUGGCCACUGUGUGCACAGGCUGUGUAGACAAAAACUUCGUGGCUCCCUAUUACUCGAUCUUCAUGUGCUUCCAUAUAACUCGUAGCUUCUUUUAUAUCCUUCAGCGUAAGAGUUGUGAAGUCUGAUGCGUUGUCACCUUGAAUCGCUGUAUAAAUGGUCAUAGAUAAUCUUGAAGUUAGUAUUUUUAUUUUAUGUAUACAUCAGGAAUAGGUGCGUAUCAGAACUGUAUUGUGGGGGUAUUUUAACAUUCUUGCACAUGAGAUUUGAAUACAAGACUAUGCAGAAAUGUUUUUAAAGGUUCAACAUGCUUUUAAAAACAGUAAUGUAGCAUCUGGUUUUUUUUGUUUGUUUUUUUUUUUAAAUUAUUAUUCAUUUGACUUCAGGGGAGGCUGUGCUCCUAAUGAAUAUCUCCCAUUAUCUCAUCGGUUUUCUUAUUUAUAGAAUGAAAGUAUUAUAUCUUCACUUUCAGUGUUUCAUGGUCUGCUUACUAAGAAAAUAAAGCUUGUCUGUUCAUACCUA
Amphiprion ocellaris (clown anemonefish) is the source of this 6805-nucleotide messenger RNA. RefSeq names its product protein prenyltransferase alpha subunit repeat containing 1 (gene ptar1). The record is from RefSeq and is a predicted model, not a curated record. NCBI's taxonomy places the organism in Eukaryota, Metazoa, Chordata, Actinopteri, Pomacentridae. Bases 36 to 1448 code for a protein of 470 amino acids. Gene Ontology annotation, cellular component: cytoplasm. Gene Ontology annotation, biological process: protein prenylation. Gene Ontology annotation, molecular function: protein prenyltransferase activity. The transcript has 7 exons.